UUUUACUUCAUCCAUGUUCACUUCCUUGUAGGAAACGACAUUUGUUAGUCCACGCCGUUUCGUUAUUUCGCCGUCCGAAUGAGAGGCGAGUAACUGGUGAGCGCUAGCCAUGUCUGGGUCGCCACCGCUGGCCGAUUCGACAAGAUACUCGGCUUUUUAUCCGGCCGGCUACCAGGCUCCAGAAAACCAUGGCCUGGACCGCGGGUUUCGGCUCACGGCCUUUUCUGACAUGAAAGGAUGAGGGUGCAAAGUCCCGCAGGAGACACUGCUCAAACUCCUGCAGGGACUGGAGCCCGAGGCUCAGCUGGGACAGGACGGAGCGGGGACGGGAGCCGGGGACGAGGCCUCGGAGUUCGGGCAGCUCGCUCCGGUUUCCCCCGGUCCCCGGUUAGGCAUUGGGAUGGAUUCUUGUGUCAUUCCUUUAAGGCAUGGAGGUUUGUCCCUGAUCCAGACUACAGAUUUCUUCUAUCCAUUAGUUGAAGAUCCCUAUAUGAUGGGUCGUAUAGCAUGUGCAAACGUCUUAAGUGAUCUGUACGCCAUGGGAAUUACUGAAUGUGACAACAUGCUGAUGCUAUUGAGUGUUAGUCAGAAAAUGAGUGAAAAGGAGAGAGAGCAGGCGACGCCCUUAAUGAUGAAGGGUUUCCGUGAUGCAGCUGAAGAAGGUGGGACUUCUGUGACGGGUGGACAGACGGUUGUGAACCCUUGGAUCAUCAUAGGGGGUGUGGCCACAGUAGUGUGCCAGCCCAAUGACUUCAUCAUGCCCGACGGCGCUGUACCAGGUGACGUGCUCGUUCUGACAAAACCUCUCGGAACCCAAGUAGCUGUCAACGCUCAUCAGUGGCUAAACAUACCAGAAAAAUGGAACAAGAUCAAGUUGGUGAUCUCGAAGGAGGAGGUGGAGCACGCUUAUCAAGAGGCCAUGCUGAACAUGGCCACACUUAACCGCACUGCUGCUGCACUAAUGCACAAGUUCAACGCACAUGCUGCCACCGACAUCACCGGCUUCGGGAUCAUCGGGCACGCACGGAACCUGGCCAAGCAGCAGCGCAAUGAAGUGGCCUUCGUUAUCCACAACCUGCCAAUCCUCGCCAAGAUGGCUGCCGUGAGUAAAGCCGGGGGAAACCUGUUUGGCCUUCUGCAUGGCACUUCCUCCGAGACCUCAGGUGGUCUGUUGAUCUGUCUACCUCGUGAGCAGGCGGCACGCUUCUGUGCCGAGAUGAAGGCGAGCCGGUCGAGCUCACUGGGCGAUGGACAGCAGGCCUGGAUAAUUGGAAUCGUGGAAAAGGGCAGCCGCUGCGCCCGCAUCAUCGACAAGCCACGCAUCAUUGAGGUGCCGUAUCGUGGCCUUGCAGCAGGCAACGCACAGGAGGGCACCAACACUGUCACCACUCCUGCCAACACCGGCAGCAAUCCCGCUGACGCUCAGGCCAGCAUGGCGCAGUGACACAGCCUCUAACACAAGAGUGUAGUAGAAAUGUUCGCUCUUCAUCUUUUGCUUUGUACAUUUCACCUCUCUCAGGCUGUGCCUACUCUGAAAAGUAUGGUCUGUAGUUUAUGCCGGUUAGACUGCGAUAGUGUGUGUGUGUGUGUGUGUGUGAGAGAGAAUGAGAAUGCAUGCAUGUGGAGAGUAAGUGUGCUACUAUAGUGUGUGUGUGUGUGAGAAAGAGAGACUCUGAGGGAAUGUGAGAGAGGGGUUUUGUGCAUUCACUUCGCUUUUCAUUUCAUCUCCCUGUUCAGCCGAUGGGUUGAGAGCAACAGACCAAAAAUUUUCUUUUUACCUGGUGGGAGAUGGAAUGAAUUGCGCGUCGUUUUUCUUUCUUUUUUUUUCUUUCAUCCAAUUUGUCCUGUUGAUUCAGUGAUAGAAAUGUUCUCAUCAGUUUUGCUGAAACGAAUGUUCUCUCCGCAGUUGUAGUUAAAACAGUUGGCACAAGUUGCAGAACUCAGACUCAUGGCAUGUUGGAGAGGCUUGUUUUCAUUUCUUUGUCACAUUUUCUGAAAAAUGCAUCUUUUUUUUUUUCCUGACAAUCAAACUCAUUUAAUUCACUAAGAGCCAUUCUUUCAGCAAACCUUGAGCAGUUAAAAUACAAUCAAAACCGAACUAAACAAAUUUCUGACAAUAAUUUUUAAUAGAAAAAUAUUUAUUUGGUAUUUAAUUAUAUAAUUUAUGAUUGUGUCGUAGAUUUGAAUGCCAAAUUGAUAGCUUUGAAUCAACCAAAUUAGGCAAGGUUAAUUAACUGAUUAUUCCUGUGCUGUUGUUUUAGUCCUGAUCAGCAUGAUUCAUUUAUGUCUGGCUUCUUUGAAUGACUUGUUAAAUGUUUACAUCCAUGUAGAUCUCUGGAAUGUGUUCAUUAGUAUUAAUUUGUAAAAGAUUUUGCAUUUGAUCAUGUGCUGUGCAUCUUUACUGAGGUCAGCUUUAGGACAUCCUAGCUAAUAACGGUGCAUUUUCUUUCAUUAGGUAUUUAGGCUGGAGCAGCUUUUGGGAGGUGUGUACCUGAUUUUGUGCGAUAUUUCAAAGUAUGGCAAGCCUGAUUUCCUAAUAAUGCUGAGGCAUAUGUUACUCCUCCCCUCUGUGCUAGCAUUCUCAUUGUAAUCAGUGGGAAUUCUGAUGUCUGACUCCCCCAUGUAUCAGAGAGAGGAUUGAGCAGCUCUCUCUGGUCCUGUGGGUGAAGCUGGAAACCCAGAGGCAUCAGCUGAAUGGCUGCAGUGGAUCAGAAACACGCACCCUUCCUGAUCAUGAUGCAUUUCCUGUUAAACCCCAUACCAAUGGGGAUGGGAGAAGUUGAUGUUACUUUUAAGGAUGGGUGGGAAUUGGUCUACUUGGUCAUUUUCAGUUGAUUCAGGUGUUGACCUAAUUUAUAUGUCAUCAUAAAACAAUAAACCAGAAGGGGUUUGUGUAAA
Messenger RNA from Clarias gariepinus (North African catfish), 2898 nucleotides. It is a transcript of the gene sephs3, whose product is annotated as selenophosphate synthetase 3. Gene Ontology annotation, cellular component: cytoplasm. Gene Ontology annotation, biological process: L-selenocysteine biosynthetic process. The record is from RefSeq and is a predicted model, not a curated record. NCBI's taxonomy places the organism in Eukaryota, Metazoa, Chordata, Actinopteri, Siluriformes, Clariidae. Gene Ontology annotation, molecular function: selenide, water dikinase activity; ATP binding. The transcript has 8 exons.